AUGUUGAUGUCUAGUUUUUGCUGCUUCGGAGAAAAGAAAAUGGGACAAAGUGGGUCAGCACCAGUGCCAGGACAGAUAGUAGAAACAACUUCGGGAAAAAUUCGCGGCCGUUUGUACACGAUUGAUGAAGAUCGAGUAGUCGAGGGGUUUCUUGGGAUUCCCUACGCUGAACCACCAAUUGGGGAACUCAGGUUUCAGAAGCCAAUUCCAAAGCAGAAAUGGAAACAUACACUGGAUUGUUUCCAUUUCGGCCCUCGGUGUCCACAAGCAGACGAGUACUUUUCAGGUUAUUUAAAUAUUGUUGGAAAAGAUGAGGCUAAAUGCUUGACAUUGAACAUUUUUGCUCCACAAUGGGAAAGCAAAGAAUUUCCAAGCGGUCACCCGGUAAUGAUUUGGAUACACGGUGGCGGAUUCCAAAUGCAUUCCAGUUCCAAUUAUGGAGAUCGCACGUUGGCAAGAAAUUUGUGUGCCAAAGAUUUGUUAGUCGUUUCGAUCAAUUAUCGACUCGGUCUUUUUGGCUUCUUUACAACAGGGGAUGAAGCCUGUCGAGGCAAUAUGGGUCUCUGGGAUCAAACUUUAGCUCUCGAAUGGGUUAGGGAUAAUAUUGGGAAGUUUGGUGGUGAUCCAAAUAAUGUCACAGUGUUUGGUCAGAGUGCGGGUGGAGCAUCAAGUGAUCUCCUUUCAUUGUCACCACACUCGAGAGAUCUUUUCCAUAAAGUAAUCCCAAUGGCCGGUUGUGGCGAGUGUGAUUUUGCGAUUCGAAGUUCGGAUGAACAAACACAAAUCUCCAAAGAUUUCGCUAAAUUUCUUGGCUACAAACCACAUGAGGAAGAAGGCAACGAGGAAAUGCUAGAAUGGCUGAGAUGCCAAUAUGCUGAACUUUUAGAGUUGGGGCUUUCCGGGAAAAAGGGUUUUGGUAAACCUGGCCGACUAUUGUUUACUCCAAAUAUCGAUGGAGAAUUUUUCCCAAAAUCUAUUGAAGAGCUGAGAAAAGAGGCUCCGAGAAAACCGCGAAUGACCGGUGUCACUCAACAUGAAGGACUUUUCUUUGUUGGGUUAACCGGGCUGAACAAAACUUACGAGGGAAUGCAACGAUAUCUUGAAAGAUCUAUUACGGAUGACUCUUAUGAAGGAGCUCAAAAAUUACGUGAACAAACGCUCGAAUUCUACUUUUCUGAUGUGAAUACAAAAGAUAAAAAGGAAGUAAUCAAGAAAAUCGUACAGAUUUGGGGCGAUCGAGAGAUCAACUAUGGAAUAUGGGAAAUGGCAAGAAAAGAAGCUGAGUUAGGAUCAAAAGUUUAUCUCUAUCAAUUCAACUAUUUCAAUCCUGAUGGGUUUGGCCUUUUGAAGUGGAUACUCCCGUUUUUAGGUGCCACUCAUUGUUCCGAACUCCGCUAUAUUCUUGGCAAAGGUGUUAUCAGUAAAUUUCAACCAAAUGCUAAUGAUCACAAAAUGAUCAAAAUUAUGACCGAUUUCUUUUCGAAUUUUGCAAAAUAUGGAGAUCCAAAUGGAAAAACUGAAAAAUGUUUGUGGGAGCCGCACGAUCACACAAAACCGAACCGACAUCUCACGAUCACUUUGGAACCAUCGAUGCAGGAUAGCUUCAUUGAGAACCGAAUGGAGUUGUGGAGUAAAGUGUUCCGGGCUCGUUUG
This is a messenger RNA of Mesorhabditis belari, 1653 nucleotides long. NCBI's taxonomy places the organism in Eukaryota, Metazoa, Nematoda, Chromadorea, Rhabditida, Rhabditidae. The record is from the annotation of a GenBank genome assembly.